UCAAGAUUAACAAGUCACACAAAAUUGCCAAAAUUAGGAAUAAGCAUGAAAAUUAUUGAUAUUUAAGGAAUAUUAGUUCACAAAAAAAGCAAGGAAUACUAACAGCAAACAACAAUCAAAUUAUGAAUGCAAAUGAAAGCGAUUUUAAGUAGUAAAUCAAGUGUUUGCAAAUGUGGCAUGCCACAAAAAAGCUUUUCACCACCUCGAAACUUUACCAGCUGCUAUCAAAACCGCCCCUUUUAUGUGCUCGUACUGGCGCUCUUGGCAUUUAACGGAGCAUUUUGAGCGUUUCGAAAUUGGCAAAGCUCAACUACUCGUCGCUUUGUCUCCAACAGCCAUUUUCGUGGCGUCUCAGUUGAGUAAAGGAUAUACGCGCGUGCGGUUGUUGCUGCCAUUAAUAGACGCUGCAGCGCUCUGUUUAAAACAAAAAAAUCAAAACUGUUACAAAAUUGUGAUUUUUGUUUUUUUGUAUGUAAAUUGCCAUUUUAUAAAAUCGACAGCAAUUAACUGCUAUAAGAAAAAUAUUGUAUACACAAAUUAUUAAAAAAAAAAGUGCAGUGCUCCGCAUGUGCGUGUGUGCGUGUAAGUUAUGUGUAUGUGUGUGCAUACUUAUAGGCGUUGUAUGAAAUUCCUAAGCAACAAUUAGACGAGUCGUACCAACAAAAAAAAGAGAAGAAAUGGAAUGAAAUAAAAAAAUUGUGGAUUCAAAAGCAGACGAAAGUAGACAUUUUGCAGCGAGUGCGUGAUUUCGAAACGGCAAAUAUUCGAGAGCGCAUAGAAAUUGCAAAAAAUACAAAAUUUAAUCAAAUGAAGCAUUAAAUGGUGUAACGCAAAACAGCUUGUGAGCUUUGUACUAGUGUGUGUGUGUGUGCAGUCCUAAUAAUUCUCUAUAUACGCGCAGACAUGCUGUUGCGAGUGCUGCUGCUGCUGCUUAUCGCUUAGCACCUUAAUCAAGUUAGUUAGUUGGCUUUGGCAGUCACAGCUCGUGUUAGGACUACUCGUAGUCGCUGCAUAAACUUCAAGCAGCUAAAUGUUGCGUACCGACCUUUCAGUCACAUCCUGAAGCCACCGUGCAGUGUAUACAACAUUCGAAAUUCGGUGCGCUCAGCAUAGCCGUUAGUGAGUUCGAAAUUGCGUGUUGUGCCGCGUGCCGCGUUCGUCGUCGCCUCUUCGUUGAUGCGAACGUCUGACUGCGACCGGUACACGUUUACCACCUCGACUGCGGCUGCGACUUUCCGCUUCAACGCUCUCCACGUCUACCUUUAAUUCAUUAUUCGCGCUGUAUAUAUGUAUGUAAACGAAACGGUAUAACAGCGCGUGUGUCUUCCUACUCCCUGCAAGCUUAAGCUUUUGCUGUGUGUGUGUGUGUGUUUGUUGUGUUCGUACGCAUGUCCUUUUUCUCACCAUACUCGCAUCAACUCGCCAUUCGCUAAAGCUUGAGAAGAGAAGCUCGUUCCUGCUCGUUGGUUUUUUGAUGCUACUACAUUGAAGUUUGCUGACUGGCGUGUUGCCCACACACACAACAUACACGCGUUUGUUAGUCUACAAAAAUCUGUGUGAAAACAUAUGUGCGUUUGUAAAGCGCAAAGUCACACACAAGCCGGAUAUAAGCGUGCGUAAAACCGGCUUUAUUAGCCCAUCGGAUGUGUACUUGAGGAAGUGUAGACGAUGCAUAAUAUAUGCUCUGUGCUUGAAUUCUGUUAGUUAACUGUUUUUUUGAUCCGUGUAAAUCGUUUAAAAUUAAAAUCACUGUGUGCACCCUAAAAGUAUGCAAUUGUUUUGCACCGAAAAUCUCGCGAUCCAUAUAAAAAGUGAUGAACACUCCGAAAAGGUUUUCUAUUAAAAAAAAAUAUUUUCUAUUAGUGUGAAAUUAUUUCCCUGUAUAUUGAGUGCUGAUUUUCAACCUACAUAUAUACUGCCUAAAACACUAAGUUUCUAAGUACCAUAAAUGCAACCAGAGCACAUGGCGCAGCUGUGAGUGCGCAUAUGGUUGUCUGAAGGCUUAAUGUGCGUAUAAAAAGCGAAAGAUAGAAUUUGAAGAAAAGUCCUGAGUGUUAAUUAAAAAGGCACAACACCAAUAACUACCCCAACGCAACGGUGACUGUGAAAACUAAAAAAACAUUUACAAAACAAUUGAAACUGCUGAGAAGCUAAAAUAUUUAUACGGAUAUGGAAGUGCGGGGGAAAUGUCAGUGGCAAGCUAAUAAACAACCACAACAGCGACAACAAACACAAAAACAACAACAAAAUCAGCAACAACAACUACUGGAAGUGCUGCAACAAACCCAACGGAAAUGCCACCAGAAACAAAACGGAAGAACAAACCACCUACGAUUACAGCAAAUACAACAAAAACGCCAUACAAAUGAAGAACUUGCAGUAAUUACAAAGCUGCAGCAGACAGCAGCGCAAAAAGCAAACGAAAACGUUGAACGACAGCAAAAGCGAAGUGCGUCGUGGCAGCAAGAUCCCAAAUUAUUACCCAUAAAUCAUCAUCGAUGGCCAAUGCCUACAUUGUUGGCGCACGCAGCCACAACGCCACCAUCGCCAACGCCAACACAAAAUAUUUCAAUCACAUCAGCAAAUCCUAAUGUGGUCAACGAAUUUGUGCGCUUCACUGCAGCUGCCAUUUCCCGAAGCCUGGCGAACGCGUCCGCGUCAAUAGCGAACGGGGCAGUGCGGAAAGCGAAAGGAUUCACUGCAAUUGCAAGUUGUUGUCGGAAACGAUUCCCAUUACUUUGGUUGUUAGCCCUACUCAGUGCGGCACAAUUUACACCAACAGCUACAACAACCGCAGCGGCAAGUAGAGCAGCGGCCAGUUCCGGUGUGUUCGGCGCAACGUCAAAGCUACUGCCACAUGGAAAGUUGAGUACCGCGGCAACCGUCACCGCUGUAACACUGCUGAGCCAAGCGUCCGUUGCACACGCGACCAUAUUGACUGCCAGCGCAACAACAUUUGAGCCGCGUCUAACGCGUUACAAAUACCCCACAGAAGCCGAGCAGGCUGUAGGAACGGAUGGAUACGCGGCGGAUGCGGAUGCCGAUGCAUUGGUGCAGGUACAGGUGAAACGCAUUAACUUGUUGGAUAAUGAUGAUGAGUCGGCAGCGGUGGCAGCAGCACCGCCAUCACAACCCGAGGAACUUGAGCAGGAGGAGCUGACGUCCGAGCAGGAAGAGCUAUACGAUGAGGACCAACAGCUGUCACAACAAGCGCCCGCCAGAAAGUUGAAUAGUAAUGAACAGCAGUUGCUUAUGUUCUAUCGACGUGUGCAACAUGCUGCCGAGCAACAGGAACAUCAAAGAGUUGAAAAACAACAACAGCAACAGCAUGGACACCAAUACAUACCAACAUCACAUCGUCAUUAUCAACGCGCAGGCAUAGAACAACAACCAACAUCCUUCCUCGUCGAGUCAAAGUUGCAUUACGCCGACAUAACGCCAACAGCUGGCAGUGCGGUUCCGUUGCCCGACAACGAUUUGUUGGCUAUGCAAUCAUUGCACAAACAUGUCACCAAACGGAGUGCAACCACUAAGCUGGCAUCAACCAUGGUAACGCCAACCAUCGACACUGCAGGAGCUAGCACUGCGAAUAACAGUAGCGUGGCUGCUAACAACGUCACCGCAGCGGCGAACAACACCGAGGAGGAGAAGUGUGAACCAAAGAUGUUGGAUGAGGUGCCACCCGAACCGUUCUUCGUAUUCACCGACAUCGCCGAAGAUGCUGCACGCCAAUUCACCGAAUUUAUUACGAAUAAAUUUGGCAGCUCAGGCCCACCGUCGCAGCACGCCAUCACAGCGGAAUUGCGUGAAGAGUUGCGUCGUCGUGCCAACGGCAUUGCCAGCUAUGCACUGAAUGAGGAUGAGAAUCUGUUGGCAUUUGCAAUUGCAGCGCCGAUCAUACAAACGGUUGUGGUCAAGUUCAGGGACGAUGUAACGAUACCACCGGAUCAGGUACACAAUAAAGCAUUUCUUGGUUCCUAUUGGCGUGAGUUGGGUGUGGCGUGGAACAGCUCGGAAGGCACACAGGAGUGGGGCGCACCCUUUCGAGAUUGCAAUGUGUUGAAGGGACGUUGGCUGUGGCCGUUUCGCAUUACAUUUACUGAAAAUAAAAUCAAAAUUGGAGCUGUCGCCUUCAUCGCCGCUGAUGAGGAUGUCUGUAAUGAUGGAUUGGAGGAAGUUUUCGGACGAAAGCAUGGCUGCGAUCGCAACACCACAUUUUGUUUACUCACCGAGAAUAAGCCCUCGGCGACACGAGAUGUCUACACCUGCAUCUGUCGUGAGUCCUUCUAUUUGCCCAACUCAACACUUCAAGGCUUUCGUGGUGAUAUUGUGGAAGCGUCCGAGGGUUAUGGCAAUUAUUCAUGCAUACCCUGUCCCGAUGGUUGUACAACUUGUGAUCAGCAUGGUGUUUGCUUGCUGGGUGAACCAACCGAGGUUGUGUCAAUGGAGAGCUUAUUAAAUGUGUCCGUGGGCUCGGUAUUGGGCGCUUGCAUACUUUGUUGUAUCGUAUUGAGUGUGAUUGUAUUCCGGCAGAGAAAGUGUAAGGCAAUUGCAUCAGGCAUGUGGACAGUGCUGGAAACAAUUUUAUUAGGAAUCAUAUUACUUUAUGCAUCGGUUGCCGUCCAUUUCUUUCCCGCCACCACCGAACGCUGUCUGCUCGAGCCAUGGCUGCGCGAACUCGGCUUCAUCACUUGCUACGGUGCCAUCAUAUUGAAAUUGUAUCGCCAUCUGGUCGAUUUUCGUACACGCAAGGCACAUCGUUGGGUAUUGCGCGACAUCGAUUUGUUGAAAUACUUGGGCACCAUGGUAUUUGCGGUCACCUGUUAUAUGGCCGCCUUCACUGCCGCCGCACUAGAUCUGAUCGAUGUAUCACAAUUGGGUACAUUGCGUGAGCAACGCACAAACACGUGUCUGCCACUCAAGUGGGAGUAUGUGACACAGGUCAGCGAGGUGUUGAUACUCUGCUUUGGACUGCAUUUAGCUUUCGCUAGUCGCAAUGCCAACACGCAAUUUAGGGAAAGGCAGUUCCUCGUUGCGACACUGAUCAUCGAAUUUCUAGUGUCGACCACAUUCUAUGUGCUGCGUUUCUUCUAUUUGCCCGAGAUGAGUCCGAGCGCUAUAUUUUUAGCGCUUUUCCUGCGCUCACAAUUGACCAACACCAUGGCGUUGGGUUUGAUAUUUGUGCCAAAAUUGUGGUAUCAGCAUAAGCAGGUCAACGAUCCGCAACGUCUGGGCGGUGGUUAUGCUGGUCUAUGUUUGGGUGAUCCCGAUAUUGGUGAACUAACAAUUGCCGAAAUGAGCCCAGAGGAUAUACGUGCUGAACUUAAAAGACUGUAUACACAACUUGAAAUUUUAAAGAAUAAAACCUUACGUCAAGACAAUCCGCAUAUAAGUAAACGACGUGGUGGACGAAAGGCUGGACAUCGUCGUUUCUCGUUACAAAAGAAAGGAAGCAAAGAUAAGGCUCUAAGUGCCAAACACCGUAGCAACAAACAUCAUCAAGAUAUCGAAAUCACCGAAGCCGAACCAUCACGCACACCCGAGGACUCUGUGUGCAGUGUAGAGGGACCAACAGACGCUGAGAUAUCGGGCAUUUCACAUUCAAUGCUCUCGCAUUCCGCCAUUUCACACUCCAUCGUCUCGCAUUCGAAGUGAAAUACAAGGUCAACAACUUGGGUGUGAAAUAAGUUUAAAAAAAUCUAAAAAAAAAUACGAAACAAAUGAAGUGAUAAUAACAAAAGGAGUUGAAUGAUUUUGAUGGUGGCACGAAUUGAUUUUAUUUUUUGAAAAAUGUUAAAAGAGCAUAAAAGUUAAUAUUUUAAGCAUCUGAAAGCUGACGAAAGCAUGAUGUACAUACAUACAGAUAGAUAUGCUUAAGAAGGUAAGCAAUUGUAAUAUAUUCAAGUUCGUUACGCUAUUUAAAUUAUAUUUAUGUAUGAAUUUUUUACCAAUUUUUAAGCAUAAGAUUUCUCUGAUAUUUUUUAAUGCCGCAGAUAAACAAAUUCAGUAGCUAAAUAUUUACUUCACAGAUCAUUCAAGUGUUCUGUUUGUUUCCUGAACUAAGAGCCUAACGCGUUCGGAUUUAAUAAAUUUCUUGUAUAACAGAGAAAAAAUGGUUAGCUUCAAGUUGAGCCUAUUUUUGAGGAUCAUUAAGAGAAGUACGAUUAGUGAAAAAUUCAAAAUGAACUACACUUCGAUGUAUGCGGACAUCUACAAACGAUCUUUAAAUAGUCAUUAUCUGCUGAAAGACAAAGAUACACUUAUUGGCCUUUGACCCAUCACCGAAAGACUUUGACUUGUUGGGGAAAUGUAACGAAAUGUCAAAAGCAAUAAAAAUUUAGCUACUCGAUGAUUUUCACAACCUGAAGCUUUGUUAAAAAUUAGAACUCACGAAAAAAGCUCGAAUUCCUUGAGCUUUCAUAAAUUUCGAAAGCUUUUUAAGCUCUUAUAAGCAAUUUCAUACUUUAGUUGAUAGUUAUAACUUACGAAAAAGUGCUUGAAGGCGUUGAGCUUUCAUAAAUGUCGAAAGCUUCUUAAGCUCUUAUGAACAAUUUCACACAUUUAUUAUUUUCUUGGCUAACUAGAACUAAUUUCUUACUUACUUCAACAAAUAAUUUAUAUAUUUUUUUAAUUAAAAUAGGAGAAAGCAUAAUUUUAUAAAAUUUUACUUACUAUUUGCCACAAAAUAUUAUUAUUAUAAAUAUAAAGCAAACUGUAUGAUACGAAUAAGUUGAAAAAAAAAAUAAUAAUAACAAAUAGUUUAUUAUAAUUAAAGAUGAAGAAUGACGCAAAAUAAUAAUAAAAUAAAAUAAUCUUAGUAAAAAGGAAGUGCUACAAUACAUAAAGAGCAAAGCCCACCUCUGUAGAAAACAAUGAAAACAUUUACUUUAGAAUUGUGCUGAAGAAAUAAAAAGUUGCAAUGAUUUUUUUGAAAGUUGUUACGGUAAUAUAAGCACUUUUUAAAAACUCAAAACAAAAUGCACAAA
Molecule: messenger RNA, 6986 nt
Organism: Zeugodacus cucurbitae (melon fly)
Lineage: Eukaryota; Metazoa; Arthropoda; Insecta; Diptera; Tephritidae
Gene: smog
Exons: 15
Coding region: 2170-5655 (1161 amino acids)
Biological process (GO): G protein-coupled receptor signaling pathway
Cellular component (GO): membrane
Molecular function (GO): G protein-coupled receptor activity
Source: RefSeq, a predicted model, not a curated record